AUGGAAUGUGGGGUCAAGGAGCGCGUGGAGAGGUGUGUUGGGGUCGAAAUGCAGCGCUUCCACCCCGAGGUGGUCAUGUCGUCCCCAGUAAAGCACCCCAGGUUUGGCAGCUCCACGGACAAGCCACGCCUCUCUCUCCGACCUACUUCCUCUGCUCCAGCAGCCCUUAAGACUCCAGGGACCAAGAAAGCAACGACAGCGAAGGGGCAUCCGAACGACCACGACUACGUCCCCGCACUACAUCCCAACCACUCGGGCAUCGGUUGUCCAAAGCUUCCUCUCGGACAAGCUCGAACGCACCGGCAACUUCGUCGGGCCGCCCAAGUCAAGCAAUUCCCCAGUCGCGAAGACAAACUUCGGGCGGUGAUGACGCAACUCCAACAAGCCCAAGAGUCCGCGAAGGACGAAAAAGUGGCCGAGCUCGAAUGCGCCAUGGACACGCUCCAAGAAACGGUACAUAUGCUGCAGCAUGAGGCGUCGCUUGACACAAUCUCAGCGCUCGUGGAGCAGUACAAAGCUGUGCAAGCAGCUCUCACUCAGAGCAAAAUGGAAGCCAAGGCGUUGCAGGACGUGGGCAAAGGGUACAAGCGGGCAUCGCGCGAUUAG
This is a messenger RNA of Aphanomyces astaci, 606 nucleotides long. RefSeq lists its product as hypothetical. Bases 1 to 606 code for a protein of 201 amino acids. The record is from RefSeq and is a predicted model, not a curated record. The transcript is spliced from 4 exons. NCBI's taxonomy places the organism in Eukaryota, Oomycota, Saprolegniomycetes, Saprolegniales, Verrucalvaceae.